Molecule: messenger RNA, 1308 nt
Organism: Arabis nemorensis
Lineage: Eukaryota; Viridiplantae; Streptophyta; Magnoliopsida; Brassicales; Brassicaceae
Source: the annotation of a GenBank genome assembly
AUGGAAACUUCAUAUGGAUAUGAUCUUGGAGAGAUAGACCCAUCACUCUUCCUCUAUCUUGAUGGACAAGGACAUCAUGAUCCUCCAUCAACUACUCCUUUACCUCAUCAUCACACUACUCAGAAUUUGGCGAUGAGACCUCCAACAUCAACGCUUAACAUCUUCCCAUCUCAACCGAUGCACAUAGAGCCACCUUCUUCUUCUUCUACACCAAAUACUGAUAAUACAAGAUUGGUUCCGGCUGCUGCACCUAGUGGUUCAACUCGACCAUCUUCUGAGCCGUCCAUGGACUUGACCAAUCAUUCUCAGUUUCAACUUCCUCAACUUUCUAAAUCCAUCAAGAAAGAAGUGAACCGCAAGGGUCCUGCCUCAUCGGACCAUGACAUACCAAAAACAUCAGACCCUAAGACAUUGAGAAGACUAGCACAGAACAGAGAAGCCGCAAGAAAAAGCAGAUUACGAAAAAAAGCUUAUGUUCAGCAACUUGAGUCAUGUAGGAUCAAGCUGACCCAAUUAGAACAAGAGAUUCAACGGGCCAGAUCCCAAGGCGUAUUCUUUGGAGGGUCUCUUAUAGGAGGAGAUCAACAACAAGGUGGAAUGAACAUUGGCCCUGGCAACAUCAGCUCCGAAGCAGCGGUUUUCGAUAUGGAAUACGCGAGGUGGAUGGAGGAGCAGCAAAGGCUUUUAAACGAACUGAGGGUGGCAACGCAAGAGCACUUGGCCGAGAACGAGCUAAGGAUGUUUGUGGACACUUGUUUAGCUCACUAUGACCAUUUGAUUAACCUCAAGGCCAUAGUUGCUAAAACUGAUGUUUUCCACCUUAUCUCUGGAGCAUGGAAAACUCCAGCCGAGCGAUGCUUCUUGUGGAUGGGUGGUUUUCGACCAUCCGAAAUCAUUAAGGUAAUUGUGAGCCAGAUAGAACCAUUGACGGAACAACAAAUAGUUGGGAUUUGCGGGCUGCAACAGUCCACACAAGAGGCUGAAGAGGCUCUCUCGCAGGGUCUCGAGGCGUUAAAUCAAUCGCUUUCCGAUAGUAUUGUCUCGGACUCUCUCUCGCCUGCCUCGGCACAACUUCCUCCCCAUCUAUCUAAUUUCAUGUCACACAUGUCCUUAGCUCUCAACAAACUCUCUGCUCUCGAGGGUUUCGUUCUCCAGGCGGAUAAUCUGAGACACCAAACGAUCCAUAGGUUGAACCAAUUGUUGACGACUCGCCAAGAAGCUCGGUGUAUUCUAGCAGUUGCGGAGUAUUUCCAUCGUCUUCAAGCUCUAAGUUCUCUCUGGCUAGCUCGUCCGCGACAAGAUGGAUGA